UGUACAAAUUGUAUUUUUUCACGCCUGAGAACCAAUGUGUACAUUUUCGUGUUCGAUGAUAGUAAUGUUUACUUGAUGUAUCGUCUGCAAACUAACACCCUCACAAUUUGACAGCUAUGGAUCUUCAUAAGCAUAUCAGCCUGAUCGUUCAGUGUCACCGUUUCGCAAAAUGAUGGUGCAUAUUUGAGAAAGGGUGUCAAAUUGGGAGGUGAAAUGGUUUCAUACUGAAGACAUCAUGACAGUGUAAGCACUAUGUGCACGUCCUUAUUGUCGGAUCUACACACCUUUUACCGAAUGUCGAGCUACCAAGGUCUUUGGAGACAAGUGUUUCUUUUGGGUUUCAUCUUCAACAAUGUAUUUCAUUGUGUAACAUCUUCUCAAGAAGGGCGUCUAAACCGCAGCUGCCUUUCCAGUUAUGUAAACAACUUGAUAGAUGAAUUGAAAUGGACGUCCGUAGCGGUAAUUCAAGAACACAACGAAGAAUCUCUUUUACUGAACACUACAAAGCAACUGGUCUACAACAUACAUGAUGUAAACAGUAAUUCCCUGAAGGACAUCUACACGAUAAUGUUUCCUGCCGUAAAUGUGAUCAUGGCACUGAACAAAACACUAACCCAACAGCUCUUGAUGAAGAUAGACAACUUUGACUCCCAUUCAAACCGCACAACAAAUUUUCAACAUCACUCAUAUCUCAUCAUUCUGACAAAGAGUCAGUCGUUGCUACAUGAUGCGUUAAUGAUCCGCCACCUUGAGAACGUUGCAGUGAUUAUCCAAGAUGAUGUAUCCUGUCCCAACUCCCCUAACACCUGCAAGGAGACACACAUGUACACCCUGCACAAUGCACGAGGCGGGAGGGAGUUCGUCCCUGUGUCUGACAGACGGGCCACAAGAGCAACUCCCUUGGCAAGAUUCUACCCUAACACCCAGUAUGGCUACAACAACCGGAGACUGCUGGUCACCACGCUUGCGGCUCCCGUGUAUGUCUAUAAGCGAAUCACCAACGGCACAGCGGAGUAUACUGGCUACGUGUUUGAUAUCUUGGAUAUACUCUCAGCGAAGCUUAACUUCAGUUAUGAUGUUACACAGCCAGCAGAUAAAAAGUGGGGCGUACUGGAAAAUGGUCAAUGGAACGGUAUGGUGGGCCAGUUGAGCAGAAGGGAGGUGGAUAUUGCCUCGGCCGACAUAUCUGUGCAUCAUGGAAGAUCCCAGGUCGUUGACUACAUCUACCCGUCGUUUAAGUCCGACAGGCUGGACAUUAUAUAUAGGAAGAGAACCGAUUCUACCGGACAUUUGUUCUUCGUUGCCAAACCCAUACAUCCAGGCGUUUAUCUUAUAUACGUUGGUGUAAUAGUGGGGCUGUUAAUGUUAUUCUUCUUGGUAGAACACCACUGUUUUAUCGAAAAUGAACCAAUGUGUGGAUCGACGCAAGCUGUUUGUCGGCAGGUUGCAGAGAUCGCCUGGGAAUUUGUUGGUUCUGUUUUCAGACAAGGAUUCCAAACACAACCAAGACGAAAUGCCUCCCGGAUUCUCCUCGCCUCAUCCUGGUUGUUAACAAUUGUUAUAACGACCAUAUAUAGCGCCAACCUCAUGGCUGCCCUAACAGCAGGUACAGAGACUGUACGGAUAUCCAGCAUCAACGACCUUGUCGACAGCAACUACAGCACCGGCAUGUUUGUUUCCGGUACACCAUACGAUGUCCUUCGGUCUUCAGAGAAACCAGUCUUACGGCGGCUUUACGACAAGAUGCUGAGAUUAAGUAAGCAGGAUGCUGGCAUUUUCAGCAGUGACGAGGACUCCCAUAUGGCACGUGUCAUGAAGGGGGAACAUUCUUUUCUCAUAUACAAGUCCAGCGCCGAGGUAUACAUGGCUAAUGACUGCCUCCUUGGGCUUAUUGGAGAACCUGUAAGUUCGGAGUAUGAGGAGAUUACCUUUGGAGUAGUGAAGGGAUCCUCUCUGAAGUCCGACUUUGAUGGCAUUAUUUACUCGCUGAAAGAGAGCGGAAUGCUGAAUGCUUUGUGGAAGAAGUGGACUACUGGUAGCAAUAACGGGCAAUGUGGAGUGGACAGAAGAGGCAAGCCCAUUACACUGAGGGAGAUAGAAGGUGUCUUGUUGGUGGCAGGUGGAGGACUAGGGCUAUCGUUGUUAGCCAUACUUGUUGAACUGUGUGCACGGCAUCUUCGCCGGGCUCCUCUCUUUUAAGUUUAUUUAUUUGUUGUGUAAAGUUUUUUAUGUGUAAACGCUGACCUGUCUGACAUAGCUAGAGAGUAUUUGGUAAUGCAUCAGUGGUUAUCCGGCUUUUGUCUGUAUCCAACAUGGAGAAAGUGAGUUUAGUUUUACGCCGCAUUCAACAAUAUUACAGCCAUAUGGCG
This is a messenger RNA of Haliotis rubra (blacklip abalone), 2369 nucleotides long. Its product is annotated as glutamate receptor ionotropic, kainate 4-like. NCBI's taxonomy places the organism in Eukaryota, Metazoa, Mollusca, Gastropoda, Lepetellida, Haliotidae. The transcript is spliced from 12 exons. Gene Ontology annotation, cellular component: membrane. The record is from RefSeq and is a predicted model, not a curated record. Bases 253 to 2199 code for a protein of 648 amino acids. Gene Ontology annotation, molecular function: glutamate-gated receptor activity.